UGUGAACAUCAGCAAAGACACACUAAGGCUUUUGCCAUGCAUCACUUCAAUAACAAGACCUUUCAGCUUGCUUUAAUUGUAAUAGUCUGUGGAUUGGUCUUAGCAGCAAGUGAUCCAGGAAAGCCAAGCUCUUGUUGCAAAAUGACCCGCAGAACUAAAAUCAGAACUCCCAUCACCGCUUAUGCAAUCCAGAAAGAGGCACUGCCCUGCGUGCACGCUGUAAUAUUCACCAGUAAUGGUUUGAAGUAUUGCAGCAAUCCAUCAAUGCCCUGGGUUAAAAAAGCGAUUGAACAGCUUCAGAGCACACAGAAAGCGCAAUAACAGUUGACCUUCACUCAGAACUCUAAAGCCAGCCUCACACCUUCACAACAAGAAGCCUCCCUACUACAACUGUGCUGAAGGAGAGAAAGGCUUUCAAUAUGAAGCUGCAAAAGUGAUAAUCCACAACACAAAAUGAUGCUGUAUUAAUCACCAGGUACAGCAGAUCAAAGGACCCACCUGUCAUAAAACGUGAAACUGGAACUAAAAUCAUUGGUGUAAGAUGUUGUAAGACAUCAUUAGUGUAACACAAGCUAAGGAGUACUGUAGUUUGUAAUCCAAGGUUAUUGUAUAAUCCCUAUACAUGUUUUUAAAUUUAAAAAAUGCAAAAUGAAGUAGCUCACAUAAAUAAGUACUGGAGUGACUAAUCUCUUACAUUGUUGGUAAUUUUCCAGUUUAAAUUAUUUAAGAAAUAUUUAUAUGGUAUAUCAUUUAUUUUUUUAGUGUCUUGGUCUAGUUGUAAAUUAACAUCUGUAUGAAUGUGUGUGUUUGUUUAUUUAUUACCUACUUUUUGGUUAACAUUCCAUUAAUUCGAUAUGUAUUUAUUAUUUUCUGUUUUAAAAUAUAUCGUUAUUUUAGUACCUCUGUUAUCAUUUAAAUUGUUUUAUGAACUUGAACAAAUGUAUUGUUUGUUUGACAAAUGUGUAAUGUGUUUUUUU
Molecule: messenger RNA, 977 nt
Organism: Acipenser ruthenus (sterlet)
Lineage: Eukaryota; Metazoa; Chordata; Actinopteri; Acipenseriformes; Acipenseridae
Product: C-C motif chemokine 4-like
Exons: 4
Coding region: 37-321 (94 amino acids)
Biological process (GO): immune response
Cellular component (GO): extracellular region
Molecular function (GO): chemokine activity
Source: RefSeq, a predicted model, not a curated record